Sphaeroforma arctica JP610 is the source of this 786-nucleotide messenger RNA. RefSeq lists its product as hypothetical. The transcript has a single exon. The record is from RefSeq and is a predicted model, not a curated record. The coding region runs from base 1 to 786 and encodes 261 amino acids. NCBI's taxonomy places the organism in Eukaryota, Ichthyosporea, Ichthyophonida.
AUGACACAAGGGUGCUGGAUUGGCCGCGUAUGCCGACGACCGUGUGGCCCCGGCGGAUACCUGGGCUCCGUACAGAAGGGUUCCGAUAUUUAUAGCGGGCACGGUAAGGUUGGUCUUUUUGGACCAGUCAAGCACUGCGGCGGAGUCAAGUCCACACGUGCAACCUCAGUCGGGGAUAUGACUCUUGAAAUCAACAAGUUGGAGGACUCUGGCUCUGACAUUUUCUACGAGUUCCAGGAUAACCCAGACCAGGUGCUUAAUCAGUUCCGGGCCGUUUCGGCACCGCGCGCAGCUUCUGCUACUGUGACCCCUAACAAGGAGACUCUGCUUACCCGACCCGGGUUCCAGUUUGAUGGUGGCCGUGGAGCCAAGGUCCACAUGUCUCGGGAUUGCCGAUGUAUCAAGGGCAAUACUGUAUCCAAUGUCGACAUUACCAGCACGACUAUUUGGUGUAAGACGUGUAUCAAGAGCGCACCCAAGUCCCCACUCGCUACCAUAAAGGAGGAGCCCAAGGAUGCCGAAUUGCCACCACUCUCUGUAGCUACACCAACUGAAAUGGGGUUCCAGAUUGCCGGGGCUCCUAGAGCAAAGGUUCAUAAGCUAGACAGCUGUCGAUGGAUUGAGGGCAAGAGUGUAUUCAAUGUCAACAUUACCAACACAACGGGUUGGUGUAAGACGUGUACCAAGAGCGCACCCAAGUCCCCUCUCGCUACCAUAAAGGAGGAGCCCAAGGAUGCCGAAUUGCCGCCACCCUUUGAAGCUACACCAACUCAGAUGGGGUUCUAG